CCUCUCUCUCUCUCUCUCUCUCUCUCUCUCUCUCUCUUGCUUUCCCUCUCUCUUUCGUUCGUAUGUAUAUUUCCAUUGAAUACGAUCCUCGACGAUGAGCAACGGUCACUCAUCUUUUUCCAGUUCCUCUCUUACCCUUUUCCGCCUCGUAAUUUUCGGUCCUGACCCUUGGUCAUAUUCGCUCUUCUUCUCGUAGAGAAAUCCAGAGCCAGGGUUACUUUCGUCUUUUUCUCUCUCCAAUAUCAAGAUGGGGAACGGCGAGAAGCACGUGCGGAAUUUCCCCCUGCAUUUACCACACCUCCACCACAGCAAGAAGGAAGUGCGGAACAUCCCGAAAGGAUGUCUCGCGGUCUUGGUAGGGCUAGGCGAGGAGCAGGAGAGGGUUAUAGUGCCGGUGAUGUAUUUCAAUCACCCGCUCUUCAUGCAGCUCCUGAAGGAGGCCGAGGACGAGUACGGAUUCGACCAGAAAGGCACCAUCACUAUCCCCUGCCACGUGGCUCAGUUCCGGUACGUGCAGGGAAUCAUCGAUCAGGAGAAUUCCUACCACCACCACCACGUCAGCUGUUUUAGGGCUUAGAUGUUCUAAAGCAAAAGGAGAAAAAGAAAAGAAAGUGUUUUUUUUCUUUAUUUUUGUUAUUAUAAAUUUUUGGAGGUUCUCUCGUUUUUUCUUUUUCGUUUCUUGAAGAUUUGGGAAUAGUAUUCGUUGUAGUUUCUUUUUCUUUUUUCUUUUUUUCCUUUUUUCUUUUUUUUUCCCUUUUUCUUCUCUCCUUUUUCUUGUUCUCUAUUUUGCUUAUGUCAAUGUGAACACAUGAAAGCAGUCUAAAAUAGGAUUAAUCACGUUGUAUAUGUGAAAUCCAUCCGUCGAUCAGAUUCUAUCCUCGUUACUAAGCGCUGCAUCCAAAAUUCAGGUAGAUCUGCAAGUCAUAUGAACCACAAUACAUGGACUAGUGGGGAUGGAAUACCAACCUAGGCUUGUGUGGGGCCCAUGGUAUGUAUUUUUCAUCAAAGCUGUUAGUUAGGUGUAACUGACCAGGUUGAAGAGGAACGACAAAAGUUAGCCUGAUACAAAGCUCGGUCAAGCCACACUAUCUGAAGUUUGGGUUUUGGAAGUAAAAUCUUUUACAUUGUUUCAAGAUU
Messenger RNA from Magnolia sinica, 1137 nucleotides. RefSeq names its product auxin-responsive protein SAUR32-like. The transcript has a single exon. The record is from RefSeq and is a predicted model, not a curated record. NCBI's taxonomy places the organism in Eukaryota, Viridiplantae, Streptophyta, Magnoliopsida, Magnoliales, Magnoliaceae. Bases 248 to 577 code for a protein of 109 amino acids. Gene Ontology annotation, biological process: response to auxin.